AUGGAUAUCCACCGUUCGCGUUUCGUACCGUACCCGCCUUCCGCGAUCAACGCCCUGGCCUUCACGUACUCCGAGAGCAGGGACUUCACUGGCAAAGGAAUAAGGAACAUCAGGCUGGCGAUCGGCCGCGCAAACGGCAACAUCGAGAUCUGGAAUCCCGGGAAAGGUGAAUGGGUACAUGAGAUCACAUUAUCUGGCGGCCAGGACAGAAGCGUGGAAGGCCUGGCAUGGGUGCAAGAGCCGGAUGAGGAGGAUGCGAAUGGCUAUACCACUGACGGAAAAUUGCGCCUGUUCAGCAUUGGGUACUCGAGCGCGGUGACGGAGUGGGAUUUGGUCACCGGUCUGCCUCUGCGCCACUCCAGCGGAAACCACAGCGAAGUCUGGUGUCUCGCCGCGCAGCCCCGAUGGAGGCCUAUGAAGCUCGGUACAAAGUCGGUGGAGAGGGAGGGAGAAUUCCAUGGCCAGAACCUCGUGGCGGGCUGUGCCGACGGUACGCUUGCUUUGUUGUCCACUGCAGACAACGACCUGCGUUUUCAAAAGUUCCUGUCUCGCGCAAGUGCAAAAAAGGCCAGAGUUCUCAGUGUCGCAUGGCAGAACAGAGAUGUGGUAGUGGCCGGGUUUGCAGACAGCGCGAUCAGAGUUUUCGACACCAGGAACGGAGCGCUUCUGCGCAACAUCACGCUGGGCGCCGCAGCAGUGGGAGGACCUAGAGAAAUCCUUGUCUGGACGGUCAAGUGCCUUCCCAACGGCGACAUCGUGUCUGGCGACUCAACCGGCGAGAUACGAUUCUACGAUGGACAAAACUACUCCCAGACGCAACGCAUCUCUGGACACGAAGCCGACGUCCUCGAUAUCGCGGUCAGUGCCACGGGCCAGGUCAUAUACAGUGGUGGUAUGGAUCGCCGGACUGCAGUAUACACGCUGGGAAAUGAUAACUACGGAAACCGGAGAUGGGCAAAGGUCGCUCACAGGAGGUACCAUGAUCACGAUGUCAAGACAAUGGCGACGUACGAGAGCAAGCAAAUGAGCAUCAUGGUUUCUGGAGGUCUCGACACUCAUCCCAUCGUCCUUCCCAUUCGCGAGUUUGGCAAGGAACACAGCCGCACUCUCCCCGCUCUCCCUCAGAACCCGCCUGUCGUCAGCGCUCCCCGCGCACGUCUCCUUGUCAGCUGGUGGGAUCGCGAGGUUCGUGUCUGGCGUGUCAAGAAGCGCGACUCGAGCGGCGAGCUUCCCAAACUGGUCGCCCGUCUGGCCUUGAAGGGCGAAGAGAACAUCCAAUCCGUGUCGGUGUCUGAAGACGGGGCCGUUCUUGCCGUUUCCACUGCGGCAGAGGUGAAGGUCUUCCAAUUGUCUGCACGCAAGAGCGAGAAUGAAAGGGGUUUGCGCGUGCGCAAGCUUGAUGGCCCGUCAGAGAUUCAGUCUAAUGGUGCCCGGCUUGUGCAAGUCUCAAAGGAUGGCAAAUGGCUGGCCGUGAUCACUCACGGGAACGAGGUUUUCCUCGCUCGGCUUAUGAACGACAAGCAGGACACGGAUAAAUUGAGGAUUGUGCCUCGCGUCGUCGAGCUCCCCCGGUUGCACAGGAAACUCGAAUACCAAAAUUCACUGAACGGCAGUUGGGGCAGCUACGACCGUACAAUUACGCGUGUAGCCUUUUCUGAGGGCGUUCUCGUGGUAAGUGAUAUCGCUGGUUACCUGGACAGCUGGGUGGUUGAAGGGAAUGAAGAUUCCAUGUCGCCCGAAUAUGCCGUCGCAGAGCCCGCAAAAGCAGAAGAUGCCUCGUCGGACGACGAGGAUGAGGAUGAGAACGGACCCGUGAUCUUCUUCGGUCAGCACUGGAUCCGCAACCCCGCCGGUCAUCUUCUCCCCAAGCUCGACUCUUCCGCAUUGGUACUGUCAUUCAGGCCAUCAGGCAACUCUGCGCCGCAGCCCAAUGGGAACCCUGCUGUGCGUCCCACCCGGAAUAACCCUCAUCCGCACUCGCACGAGCUCCCGAGUGGCGAACAUCGUUUGCUAGUUGUCACUGCGCAACAUCAAGUUUACGAGUUUGACAUUCUCGAGAGCAAACUGACAGAGUGGUCGAGACGAAACCCGACAUCCGACUUUCCGGCGGAAUUCAGGGGGGUGCGGGACCGCGCCAUGGGAUGUUUGUGGGACGUCAAUGAAACGAGACAGCGGCUCUGGUUGUACGGCAGCAACUGGGUGUUCAUGUUUGACUUGGCGAGCGACUUUUCGAGCGGACAGGCAUUGGGCGAGGGUGCCGCAGACAGCCCCGACGCGGCAAAGAAGCGCAAGCGGGGUGCGGAGGAAGACCCGCUGAGGAAGCACACUAGUGGCGCGGGUAGCAAGGUGCCCGCCAGGGAAGUCCAAGGAGUGGGAAGGAAGUAUCGCAAGAUCACCGGCAUCGACGCGUCUACCUGGGUCGAUCUGGACCAUGCGCCCGCCGGUCAGGACGACGACGAUGAUGACGGCGAAGCUGAUGAAAAAUCCAACGCCCUGGCACUGCUGCGUCGGUCCGCAUCCGAAGGCGCGGACCUUGCGGCUGACGACGCGGACGAGGGACAGAACGCUGCGCAACGCAAGUCUCACUGGCACACGUACAAGUACAGGCCCAUACUGGGCAUGGUGCCGAUCAGUCAUGCGAACGGCGAGGAAAGCGGCAGCAGCAAGGAAAAAUCUGGGGCGCAAGGACAGACUCCGCUGGAAGUCGUCAUCGUCGAACGGCCGGCAUGGGAUCUCGAUUUGCCGCCAAGAUUUGUCGGCAACCACGAAAGAUAG
Aplosporella prunicola CBS 121167 is the source of this 2775-nucleotide messenger RNA. RefSeq lists its product as uncharacterized. The record is from RefSeq and is a predicted model, not a curated record. Gene Ontology annotation, biological process: maturation of SSU-rRNA from tricistronic rRNA transcript (SSU-rRNA, 5.8S rRNA, LSU-rRNA). NCBI's taxonomy places the organism in Eukaryota, Fungi, Ascomycota, Dothideomycetes, Botryosphaeriales, Aplosporellaceae. The transcript is spliced from 2 exons. Gene Ontology annotation, molecular function: protein binding; RNA binding. Gene Ontology annotation, cellular component: t-UTP complex; small-subunit processome; 90S preribosome. Bases 1 to 2775 code for a protein of 924 amino acids.